AAUUUACCAAACUUCAACCAAACUGUUGAAGAUGAAAAGAAGAGAAUAAAAAUCCUUGAAGAACGCUGUCUUCAAACUGGAGGACCAGGUGUAUGGGAAUUAUUAGGACCCGUAUUAACCAAAUACGUAGAUACUUUUAGAGAAAAAGAUGAAUAUGCAACCCAUGUAGACCCAAAAGUAAUAGAACCUGUUAAAAUAGUAUUAAAAGAAGGAGUAGAUGAAUCGAAAAUAUCGUGGAAUGUGAAAGCACAAAAGAAACGAAAGUACUCUCAAGAAGAAUUAGAAAUAAUCAGAAAAAUGAGAGACGACUUAUUAAAAAAUAGAAUAAUAUUUAGUGGAAAUACUGACUGGAGAAGUCCAUGUGUAGUAAUAGAAAAGAAGGAUGGAACAAAGAAAAUUGCAAUCGAUUAUAGAAUGUUAAACACCUUCUUGCUACCGCUAAGAGAACCGCUACCAGAUACAAAGCAAAUGUUACAGAAAAUAUCAAUGUACAAAUACUACAUAACAAUGGAUAUUAAAUCCGCAUACUGGCAAAUACUAGUACACGAAGAUUCACGAAAAUACACCGCAACAGAAUUUGCAGAUUUCGGAACAUAUUGUUGGAAAGGAAUGCCGUUUGGAAUACAAACUGCACCAGCGUACUUAAUAAGAGCAAUGAAUAAAAUACUAGGACAUUUACCAUUCGUAAUAGUAUAUAUGGAUGAUAUAGUAAUAAUGCUAAACUCAAAAGAAGAAGCAUGUGAAAAACUAACGAGGACGUUAGAAUGCUUAAAAAAAGCGCGCCUGAAGAUAAAGCCAUCAAAAUGCGAAUUCUUAGUACAGAAAACAAUUAUAUUAAACUGUGAAGUAUCACACGGAAAAAUUGGAAAGAAUGUACUGAAAAUAGGAAAUGUAGACAAAUUUGAGGUACCAAAAGAUAAACAAUCACUACAACGAUUUUUAGGAUUUAUGAACUACUUUAGAUCUUUUAUAUUAGACUUUGCAAAAAUUACAUCACCACUCUAUGAAAGAGUAGGAAAUAAAGACUUUGAAUGGACACCAGAAUGUCAAAAAGCAAUAGAAACAUUAAAAAGAGAAAUAAAACGA
Molecule: messenger RNA, 1086 nt
Organism: Ambispora leptoticha
Lineage: Eukaryota; Fungi; Glomeromycota; Glomeromycetes; Archaeosporales; Ambisporaceae
Source: the annotation of a GenBank genome assembly